Seminavis robusta is the source of this 3873-nucleotide messenger RNA. NCBI's taxonomy places the organism in Eukaryota, Bacillariophyta, Bacillariophyceae, Naviculales, Naviculaceae. The record is from the annotation of a GenBank genome assembly.
AUGGAGCCACCAGGGCGAAGGAUUCCGUGCUAUUUCAUCGACAAUGAGGAGGAAGAUGUCCGUUCGGAGGAUGUCCGUGCGGAGCUCGACACUGAUGCUACCACGAGAGAAGCUGGGGCGGCUCUCGUUGCAGGUGAUGGCGGCGGCUCGAUCUCCUCCUUCCAGGCUUGUUUCAACUCAGCAACAGUCGACGUGGAUUCGUUGGAAGAAGGUGGAGCAUUAGGUAGUAUGCAAGAAGAGCUGGUCCCUUCUUUCCAUGAAGAAGAUGAGAAAGAAGUAGAGGAAUCCAACUCAAGCUCACACCAGAGACAGGAUUCCUCGUCUACCAGUUCAAAGCCAGCUGGGAGCAGUCAUGUGAGAGGCCUUCAACGAACCCCCGAUGAAUUUAGGGAAAAGACAGCACCACUACGUACGUCCUUUCACAAUGAUUCCUUGUAUACCAGUUUAAAUGCUGGAAGCAAACAUGUGAGAGGCCUUCAACGAACCACUGAUGAAUUCAGGGAAAAGACGGCACCACUACGCACGUCUUUUCACAAUGAUUCCACAUCUACCAGUUUAAAUGCUGGAAGCAAACAUGUGAGAGGCCUUCAACGAACCACUGAUGAAUUCAGGGAAAAGACGGCACCACUACGCACGUCUUUUCACAAUGAUUCCACAUCUACCAGUUUAAAUGCUGGAAACAAACAUGUGAGAGGCCUUCAACGAACCCCUCAUGAAUUCAGGGAAAAGACGGCACCGCUACGCCGGUCCUUGCCACCGGUUGUUACCGGCAGGGCAAGGGUUGAGGAGGACGAAGACCAGCAGGAAUACCAAAGCAUCCAAUCAGAUGUUGAAGAGGGCACAAUGCACGAACCCCAUGCGCAUUAUCCCAAUCCUGUCAAUCUCGCAGAGGACGACAACAGCGACAAUGGCGACAACAGCGACAGCUACGAGAGCGGUAGUGCUGCAAAUGCAAGGGACCAACAGGCCCUUCUGGUUAAUAACGAAACACAUCAGUCCCUGUUGGCCUUAGAUGAUGAAGAAACAGCGACACAGCAAAGAAACACAUCCAGCCAUGACAAUGAGGACAACCUUGUCCAUGCCCGGCCCGUUCAAGAUCAAGAAACUGACUUGCAGCAAGCCACAGCACUGAGCGAAGAAGAUCUCAUUCGACGCCAAAGACUCAAACAAGAAACCGAAAUGAAGCGCCGUCGAGUCCUACUUCUGCUAUUGAUUGUCACUCUCUUGCUCAUUGGUGGAAUCGUGGCGGCAUUGGUCCUUACCAUUGGUCGAAAUGCUGAAACUUCUAUCAUUGCUACUACAGAAGACCAGGUCUCCGUCCACGACGAAACACCGCAAUCACCGGAACCGUCAUUGUCUCCUAGUGGUGCACCGACAGCACUCCUCAUGGACCUACCAGAAUUCACAAUAAACGAGUGUGACUGGUAUUCGGCCAAUUAUGUUGACUCUUCGCAACUAUCGGAUGGACUGUUUGUUGGAUUGAACCAAGAGAAGCAAGAGAACAUCUCUUCUUGCUCGGAAGAUGAACGCUUCACGACUCUGUCGUUGUCCUUUUUGGGAGAUAUUGAUGUUUCCAUGCCGCUUGAACUGAGCCUUCUCUCCCAGUUGGAUGCAAUUCUUAUCCAAAAUUGCCAGCUAGGAAACAAUUCGUUGUCAGAUCUGCUCCCCUCAAUGUUUGGCCAGAUGACGCAAUUGGGUACGAUUGCGUUCGACACCAACAUGAUAGUUGGGACAAUUCCGGAUGUGUCAUUUCUCUCCCACGUAAGAUCCAUCAAUUUGCAUGACAACGUUCUAUCUGGCACCUUUCCAGCAUCUAUGACGAAGUUGACUGCAUUGGAGACACUCCGGAUUGCAAGCAACAGCUUGACCGGAACUAUUCCCAAUGAACUGAGCCAGAUGUCUGCCCUGGAAUCCCUGAGCUUUAGCCUCACUUUGAAUGAGACUGAAUUCCCAACUGUCUUAUUCAGCUUGCCAGCACUCAAUAUGCUCACCCUCUUGGACAGCACAUUGUCUUCAAUUCCAACCGAAGUUGGGGCAAUGCCUCAGCUAGAAGAAUUCGUUGUCAUUGUAUCCCCUACAGAAGGCACCAUUCCAUCUGAACUCGGUCUAUUGACAAACCUGAGUAUUCUACGAAUGACGACCACAUUCAUGUCUGGUACCCUUCCAACGGCAAUAGGGCAACUCAGCCGUAUGACUCACUUGGGACUGAACACUCCAACCCUAGACUAUCUUGAGCCAUUAAUUUCCUAUCAUGGGAUAAUCGGGAAUCUACCAAGCGAGAUGUCCCUAUUGACAGAUCUGGAGCAUUUGAUCUCAAAAGGCAACAAGUUCUCUGGUCCGAUUCCUGACUUGUCAAAUGCCACGGGUCUCAGAACACUGAAUCUGGAUGGCUGCUCGUUGGAGUCUACCAUACCAACAACCAUUGGGGUGCUAUCGAACUUGUUGCACCUGACACUGCAAGACAGUUCAAUUCGAGGAACCAUUCCAACUGAGAUUGGAAACCUUGAGAAACUUUCUUGGUUACAGCUUUCUCAGAACCUCAUCACUGGAAAAAUCCCAAGCCAGCUCAUAUCCAUGACAGACCUGGGAGCAUUUUGGGGGUGGGACAAUCAACUCACAGGACCCUUGCCAACGGAGAUUGGUCAUCUGACAUCUUGUGGGACCUUUCUGUUUAGCAGAAAUCUAUUUUCAGAGCAAAUCCCGAGCGAGCUAUCCUUGCUUUCCAGAUUGGUCUUAGUUCACUUAAGUGGUAAUUCACUUACUGGAUUUGUGCCAAGUGAGAUUGGCAAACUGCCUGCCAUUGAAACCCUUGACUUUUCGGAAAACCUGUUGUCUGGCCCAAUCCCUAGUGAACUGUUCCGCUUGUCCACUUUGGAUCUUCUUGGCUUUGGAUUGAACUCACUCAACUCAUCUCUUCCGACAGAAAUUGGCCAAUUUCGAUUCCGAACAGAACCCCCAAUAUUAGGCUACGUUGUUGGAAUUAUGAGUUUUGUUCGAAACUCUCUUUCAGGAAGCAUUCCCAGCGAGAUUGGCAACUUAGAAGUGGGGUCUCUAGGUUUGAAUUUCAAUGAACUCUCAGGUCAAAUCCCAACAGAGUUUGGCCAGAUCAAGCCUCUGUCAAGCCCAUAUGCCCUGUCUAAUUUGAGCCAAGUAUUAAUGUUUGGAAAUCGACUUCUCACAGGAACGUUGCCGUCGGAACUUGGUUUGAUGACAACAUGCUGGUCCUUGUUUCUGGGGGCAUGUGCCAUUUCUGGCACCAUUCCAAGCACCCUGGGCAAUGCAACAAAUCUGAGACAUCUGGACUUGCAAUCCAAUCGCCUUUCUGGAACUAUUCCUCCGGAGCUUGGGUUGUUGCCAGUACUGUUUGAAUUGGAUCUUUCACGCAACUUACUGCUAUCAGGGACAAUACCAAGCUCUUUGUCAUCAUUAUCCUACCUUGUUUCUUUGAGUCUCUUUCUCAACUCAGGCUUGUCUGGCACACUGCCCUCGGAACUGGGCUCACUCUCUUCCUUGCAACUGCUCAGCAUCCACAGCACUGCCGUUGCAGGACCUCUUCCUUCUGAGUUGGGUCAACUGUCAACUAUGUUCCAGCUUUAUCUAUACAACAACUGGUUGACUGGAGAGAUCCCCUCAGAGCUUGGGAACUUGGUCUAUCUGGAAGAGUUGAACCUGUCUGCAAACUUCCUUUCAGGUCAUGUGCCAUCAGAGUUGGGUCUCAUAUCAAACCUAACAUCGGUUUAUCUGCAUCGGAAUGCUUUGAAUGACAGUCUUCCAAUGGAGCUUUGUCCAUGGUUUUGCAAUGCAAAUGAAGAUCCAGUUCUUGUUGUAACCUGCUCGGUCAAGGACUGUGGGUGUAACUGUUCAGCCAGCUAG